This is a messenger RNA of Fonsecaea multimorphosa CBS 102226, 2319 nucleotides long. RefSeq lists its product as uncharacterized. Lineage: Eukaryota; Fungi; Ascomycota; Eurotiomycetes; Chaetothyriales; Herpotrichiellaceae. The record is from RefSeq and is a predicted model, not a curated record. Bases 1 to 2319 code for a protein of 772 amino acids. Gene Ontology annotation, biological process: DNA-templated transcription; regulation of DNA-templated transcription. The transcript has 5 exons. Gene Ontology annotation, molecular function: DNA binding; DNA-binding transcription factor activity, RNA polymerase II-specific; zinc ion binding. Gene Ontology annotation, cellular component: nucleus.
AUGACUACCGGAACUGGAAAGCGCAUCUAUCGCGCAUGUGAACGCUGUCGGGGAAGGAAGACGAGAUGUGAUCUCAAUAGCGUGGGCGAGGUAGGCAAGCCACCGUGUCUCGAAUGCUAUCGUGUCGGCUAUGAUUGUACGCUUGCUGCCUCGCGGCGAGGGGGCGACUACAGCCUACACAGAACUCGUCGGACACGCACAGAUCGACUGAAGAGCGCCUCCUACAACAUUGUCGGCAGUCCUGCCCAGCAAGACGAAGAGACAACUGCAGCCCCGUCUGGCGCUAGGGAAACUGCCAGGCCCACCGCUUCUAGUAAUCUAGAAGAAGAGCCGAUCUAUGCGGAAUUGAGAAACCCGUCGGACGCACUCCAGAUCCUCGCCCAAGCAAGAUCUCACAGCUGUGAGGAGAAUGAUGAAUACGAACAGCAAUGUCCUAACCUUUCUUCACCUCUCGAUGGUCUGAGGAGCAACGGCGCACACUCUCCCAAUGCCAAUGUGCAAGAGAUUCGUCCAACUGUUGAACACCAAAUGCAAAGGCAACCAAGGGCCGGAACCAGCAUAGAGGUUUACAGACUUGUGGAAAGAGGAGUUUUGGGCCCUGGGGAUAUCAAAGAGCUUAUCAACCUGUACGCUGAGAGUUACCAUCCCUUUCUCCCGAUCGCGCCCAAAUAUAUGCUACAGCCGCUGAACAUCAAUGACGUGGCCACGAACGAGCCAUUUCUCCUCACCGUCAUCCUGACCAUUGCGUCUAGAUUCGAUCCUGCGUGGGAGACAGUCCAUCAGCACUGUUGGACUUACACGAAGGAGUUGCUUCUUGAUAUUCUGCUCGCGUUACCGCAGACUCAUCAUGUCAGUUCGGUCGAGGGUCUGUUACUGCUCGCGGACUGGCUGCCCGAUAUUCAGCUAGGCUAUCCUUCCAGCCAUCACUCGACAGGAGGGAUCUUCACGGAAGACGGCACCGCCUGGUCUCUGGUGGGCCAAGCAGUAAGACACGCCUAUCUGCUCCGCCUAGACAGGACGUCGUUUCGUGAAGACUUUGUUGGUCAAACAAAGGAGCAAAUCGAUCGCAAGCGUCUUGCUUGGAUCUAUGUCUACCUGGCAGACCGUCAAAUAUCCGUGCGAAUGGGCCAAUCGUUUUGGUCUAGAGGCCCUUCGCUGUCCACGAGAUUUACCGCAAACGACUUCCCGAGUCUCCUGCCUUCUUCCAACGACGAAGACUAUGCCUCUAUGCUUCAAGCCACUAUCGAACUCACACAGCUCCUGCACAACUCGCACGAUAUCCUGUACUCUUCACGAGCACGAACUCUCGGAAUGACCCUAACAGGCGACUACAGCCGCUAUCUCGAUGACCUGCUCAAGGCUCUGCUGAUGUGGCAUUCCACGUGGAACGAAUCUCGUUUGAGCUCCAGGCUCCGUUGCACGCUGUCCCUCAUGUAUGAGUACUUGUGUCUCUACGUCAAUGCAUUCUCCUUCCAGGCCAUCGUUACGAGAGCGUCUACUUUGGGUAGAGGCUCUACUGCAGAGCUACCACGCACGAAAAGUCGAAGACGCAACCUCUUUCCUCGCGGAGUCAUGGCUUCACCGGACGGUCGCUACGUGUUUGAGGCUAUCAGGGCCGCGAAGAUGAUGUUGAAAAUCGUCGGUGAAUGCGAACCUGCCAGCUGCCUGAGAUAUCUGCCUACACGAUACUACUUGUAUGGCAUCUACUCUGGUGUCUUCCUUUACAAGGCGGAAAUCUUUGGCGCACUGACGUCCAGCAACGAACAGCUUGAGGUGAAGGCCUUGGUGAGGAGGUUCAUCCUAGCAUUACGGACGGCAGCUUUAAGUGAACGCCAUAUCGCAUGGCGGUACAGUGAGUCGAUCAGGGGGCUAUGGUUUCCCACUGCAUCCAAGGUCAGGGCAGCCAAUGCGAUGAGCAGUAACAAGCUAGCACAAGAAUACGACCAGGUCUCUCAGCGUGAAUCCCCGUCACCACGAAAUGCCACCUCAGAGGUCGCUAUGGAACGUCCAGAGCCUGAGGAGCUUUGCCACUACCACAGUGACAAGGAUUUCCGGGCCCCAACAGACCAUGGCUCAUCUCGAGAGCAGCAAUCGAACACUCGCUCCUACCCUGAUGACCUUUCCCGUGAGGCACCUCAGCCGGAUCUUGACUCGAUCCCUGUCCUCGACCCAUCAAGGAUGCUUUUGCAGGACAGUUUCUUCUCUCCGGUGUCCGCUCUUGGCUUUGCCGAUCAUAGCGACGCGUUUCUAGAGUCUGUCUUUGGGCCCAACGAGAUGAAUAUUAUUCCCCCUUUCACCGAUAAUUUGCCAAUAUGGUGA